CGGGGAACUAAAAUUCAUCAAAAUAUUGAAUUUUAAAAUUACUUUUAUCUCGUUUCAUUAGUUAUAAUAAUACAAUCAUGGUCAGUGGCAACAUAUAUUUCACAGCUAAAUUGGCUGAACUUAUUCAUGAUGUCAAAGUCGGCAAAAUUGUUGGAUCAUACUCAAUUUCGCAGGCAAUGCUCAACUUUCUCCUUAAUAUAAUCAAUGAAAGUAAAUGGACAACAGCUGAUGAGUUGAUGACAAUUGUAAGAGAAUCUGGGAAAAUCGUAGAAAAUGCAUUGCCAACAGAAGCAAUUUUGGCGAAUGUAGCACGUAGACUAUUAAAAAUCAUUCGUGAAGAGUAUGAUGAACUGAAUAUGCCAGAACAAAAUAAACAACAAGAUGAUUCUCAAGCUGCAUCAUUACAGAAAUUGGUCACACAAAAUAGUGAAAAUACACCCUCAAAAUCAGAUUACUCGCAAUUACAUAUUGAUCUGCGUGAAAACCUUAUUAAUCAUCUUCAGGAAAUCGAAAAUGAAUUACAUUUAAGUCACGAUAAUCUUGCUCAGCAAGCAUCUCAACAUGUUCACUCUGCUGAAUUGAUCCUUACUUUAGGAUACUCGAAAAGUGUCGAAAAAUUCCUUAAAUCUGUGCCGAAAGAACGAAAGUUUGAAGUUGUCAUUGCUGAAUGUGCUCCAGCUUGUCGUGGUCAUAUGUUAGCUAAUUCUCUUGCACACUCUAAAAUUGAUUCGACUGUAAUUCCUGAUUCAGCAAUAUAUGCGUACAUGAGUAGAGUCAAUAAGGUCAUUAUAGGAACACACAGCGUACUUGCUAACGGUGGUUUAAGAGCCGCAAGCGGUGCUUUUACGGUCGCAUUGGCAGCAAAACAUUUUUCAGUUCCAGUUAUCGUGUUAGUUCCGAUGUUUAAAAUGUCGCCUGUUUUCCUUUUCAACUAUGAGCAAGAAGCAUUCAAUCUUGUUGGCAGCACACAAAGUGUUUUACCUUACAACACAAAAGUGUCUAGACAAGUUAAGGCUUACAGUCCAGCCUUUGAUUAUGUUCCACCGAGGUUGAUCACUUUGUUCAUAUCAAGCACGAACGGCUUUACACCUGAUUAUGUCUAUCGACUACUGUCUGAAAUGUACCAUCCUGAUGACUACAACAUGAAAUGAAAAUGAAUUUGAUAUGUCAUAUUUCUACACACUUUUUAUUUUACUAAUUAAAAUAAAAUUCGGAUACUUUUUAAACGCUGAAAUGCAGCAUAUAAACU
Chironomus riparius is the source of this 1249-nucleotide messenger RNA. Lineage: Eukaryota; Metazoa; Arthropoda; Insecta; Diptera; Chironomidae. The record is from the annotation of a GenBank genome assembly.